UAGAAUGCUCAAUGCGCCGCUGCUCCCGGAAUCGGGCAUGGAUCAGCCGUCGAGGCGGCGCUCUAGCGGCGUGAUUGUGGAUGAAAGCGCUGGGCAGCAGCAGCAGCAGCGGCAGCAGCGGCAUCGGCGACGCGAGAGCAUGUCGAUGCUGCGGAGGAUUUCGGGGAAAUGGCAGUUCAAGUGCCACAAGAUGCUCCAGGAGGGCGCAUUCCUCGACACGGAGGCCCCCAUUUCGGAAGGUGUGCGGGAGUAUAACAAGAGGCAAAGAGAAGCGCUGGAAAUGUUUGAGGAGGUCGAUUCUCUUCUCCACGUCUCCAAAUCGACCAAGAGCGCUGAAAGCAUCGAUGGCACUCUUCAUAGCAACGAGAGCUUUGCGAUCAACAUCUCAAACAUCUCCAACGUGAUCUUGCUGAUCAUGAAGCUAUACGCGACCAUCCAGACGCAGUCCCUGGCUAUCGCAGCAUCAACUCUCGACUCACUCUUGGAUCUCGUCGCCGGUUUGAUCCUAUGGUUCACACAAUGGUCGAUGCAAAGCACGGAUGUUUACAACUAUCCGAUCGGGAAGCUGCGAGUUCAACCGGUGGGGAUCAUAAUCUUUGCCGCGGUCAUGGCUACUGUAGGUCUACAGAUUUUCCUCGAGGGAGUGAAACAGUUGUUUGAAAAGAGCGAGGAGAACCAACUUAGUCAGAGCCAGUGGGUGUGGCUUCUUGUCAUAAUGGGGACAGCAACGCUUGUCAAGCUUGCACUCUUCUUUUACUGCAGAGCCUUUGACAACGAGAUCAUACGAGCUUAUGCAAUGGAUCACUACUUUGAUGUUGUCACCAAUUUGGUAGGAUUGAUUGCUGCUGUUCUGGCUGACAAGUUCUACUGGUGGCUCGAUCCAGUCGGCGCGAUCAUUUUGGCGGUGUACACGAUCGUAAACUGGUCCGAAACUGUGAUCGAAAACGCUGUUUCGCUGAUUGGGAAGGCUGCUCCUCCGGAGAUCCAGCAGAAGCUCACCUACAUAACUUUCAAUCAUCACAGAGACAUCAAGCACAUUGACACCGUCCGAGCAUACACAUUUGGUGCCUUGUACUUCGUGGAGGUUGGGAUCGAAUUGCCCGAAAGCAUGCCACUGCGUGACGCUCACGAGAUUGGCCAGACGCUCCAGCAAAAAUUCGAAGCUCUCCCGGAGGUGGAGAGAGCGUUCGUGCAGCUAGAACACGACUUCAGGCAAAGGUCGCAACACCAAAGAGGACUUAUCAUAGUGGAUAGAUAGUAAAUAACAAAAAGAGUGUUUGCUUUCAAA
This is a messenger RNA of Selaginella moellendorffii, 1288 nucleotides long. Its product is annotated as metal tolerance protein 4. NCBI's taxonomy places the organism in Eukaryota, Viridiplantae, Streptophyta, Lycopodiopsida, Selaginellales, Selaginellaceae. Gene Ontology annotation, cellular component: membrane. The record is from RefSeq and is a predicted model, not a curated record. Gene Ontology annotation, molecular function: monoatomic cation transmembrane transporter activity. Gene Ontology annotation, biological process: transmembrane transport; monoatomic cation transport. The transcript is spliced from 7 exons. The coding region runs from base 5 to 1258 and encodes 417 amino acids.